Molecule: messenger RNA, 1710 nt
Organism: Gigantopelta aegis
Lineage: Eukaryota; Metazoa; Mollusca; Gastropoda; Neomphalida; Peltospiridae
Product: translationally-controlled tumor protein homolog
Exons: 6
Coding region: 120-647 (175 amino acids)
Cellular component (GO): cytoplasm
Molecular function (GO): calcium ion binding
Source: RefSeq, a predicted model, not a curated record
GGUUUGGGGCGUAUUGCGCAUGGCAGUUUUAUAUCUGUAAACUUCCUUUUUGGACCGUCGACCACCGUGAGACGUUUGUACUUACAAUCUGUAGUACAAAUCCAUUUCCAUCAAUAAAAAUGAUCAUUUAUAAGGAUGCCGUCACUGGUGAUGAACUGUUCUCUGAUACGUACCCAAUGAAGCUGAUUCAUGACUGUAUAUUUGAGGUUCAAGGAAAGUACACGACGGAGAAGACGACAGUGAGUGACGACAUGUUCGGUGGUAAUGCCAGUGCGGAGGGUGGCGACGACACUGCCGACGGAGAUAUCACCAAGUCCGGCAUCGACAUCAUCAUCGCCAACAGGCUUGUCGAUGUGCCCUUCUCGAAGAAACAGUAUCAGAAAUACAUCAAGGAAUACAUGAAGGAGAUUUGUACUCGGCUGGAGGAGAGCAAUCCCGACAGAGUAGCACAGUUUAAAAAACAGGCGGCGGGCGCGGUGAAGUCGAUACUCGAAAACUGGGACAAGCGUGAAUACCAGUUUUGGGUUGGUGAAUCGUACAAUGUUGAUCAAGGCCACGUUGCAUUGAUGUACUACCCCGAAGACGGCGAUGGUCUCAGUCCGAUCCUGCUAUUUUUUAAAGAUGGCCUUAAGGAAGAGAAAGUUUAAUGAAGCGAGGAAAUAAUGGCAGACAAGAGAUGGUCCUACUCGCCACGGCAUGGCUCUCUACCAGACCGGCGACCGGCAGAGUUUAUCCACAUUGUAUGACCACGAGAACCACACGAACUGUUGACGUUCCAGUGUUUUUAUAAUCUGGAUAAAAACAGUCUGUCCAAUAAUUAUUAAUCUUUCCUUGCCUGGCUUCUUUUUAAUAUAUCACAUCAAAAUAAUGUUGUUGCAUCAAGGAGGUUCUACCACGUGAAUUCCAUUAUAGAAAAAAGGAAAUUGAGGGAUAGGGGGUUAGGAUUUAAUUUUAACCUGUGUUUUUGCAUACAGGAUGAAAGGUGUUAACGGUGACCGGCUACAGCUAGUGUUCAGCACAGAUGAUAAUGUUCCCGAUUCUAGAUUUGAGUGUUGUGCACAAACGGUCCAGUCCCUUUGUUUGUUUGUUUUUUAAUCAAGAAUUCACAGCAAUCCUUUGAUUUCAUUUACAAGACCCUGCAAUGUUCUACAGAUGUUUUGUCUAGUCAUUUUCAUCACUGUUUCAACAAUUACAUGUGUAACAGAAAAAUCAACCUCCAGUGAGGGAAUUCGAACCACGGACUCUCAGUACGAGAAUCCAGUGCUCUACCAACUGAGCUAAUAGGGAAAUUCCCACUAGCUACUGCCAGUAGAAGCACUUUAUACCAACACUACUACAGAUGUAUGCCAAAAGUCUUCCAGCACCUAGAUUGUAUUAAAGGAACGUGGUUUUGACCGACCCCUCCCAAAAUCCCCCAAUAUUGCUUUAAGAUACAAAUAAUAAUUAAUGUUCAUAUAAUGGAUUAAAAGAAGUCACCAGGACACAUUUAGCUGGACUAUUAUCAUGCGAUCUGGUGACUUCUGCAACAUGUUAAUUACUCAUGGUUACUCAUUUUGAAAGGCUCAUGAUAACUAGAUUUCUCUUUAAAAAAAAAAAACAACCCAACCCAAAUUUUUAAUGUUUUAUCUUUUGAAAAUGAAAAGCUUGGCAUAGAAAUAUUGCCCACGAAGGUCUGUGUACUAUUUAUGACAUUAAAUGAUUGUAAAUAGA